This is a messenger RNA of Carassius carassius (crucian carp), 2194 nucleotides long. It is a transcript of the gene c32h14orf180, whose product is annotated as chromosome 32 C14orf180 homolog. Lineage: Eukaryota; Metazoa; Chordata; Actinopteri; Cypriniformes; Cyprinidae. The record is from RefSeq and is a predicted model, not a curated record. The transcript is spliced from 7 exons. The coding region runs from base 164 to 838 and encodes 224 amino acids. Gene Ontology annotation, cellular component: trans-Golgi network. Gene Ontology annotation, molecular function: connexin binding. Gene Ontology annotation, biological process: positive regulation of Golgi to plasma membrane protein transport.
GUGUGAGUCUCUGUGAGUCCUGUAAGGUUUUUGACAGACUUUGUGUGAAUCAGGGUCUCAAGAAGAAGGAACAUUGGGAACAUCAGGAUGUCUGUCUCAAGAGGAGUUAUCAGAACAGGCUUCACAGGCCCAGGAUCUUGAGAGACUGGCUCAUCUCUGCAUCAUGAGCAAAAGACCCCACCUUGCUUUAGAAUACAGUGGCAAGGCCACUAAAAUCCACCAGAGGGCUUUUGGUAACGAUCACCCCAUCACAGCCCGGAGUCUGGAGCUGCUAGCCACCGUCUAUGCAGAGAUCGGCAAAACAGAAUAUACAAAUUCAUUGGGAGAGUGUGUGUCGACUCUUUCCAAAAGGUUCUCAGCCACCGAGUCAUUCAGUGACGCUCUGAGUAGCAUCUCUCAUAGCCAUAAAGACAGACACUCUGAGCUGCGACACAGAAAAGAGCCAUACAUACAACAGGAAACUCCUAAAACAAAGGUCAUAAAUGAAAAACUGCCCACCUCUAUUCUGAAAAGGUCCAGUGUGAGCAAUGUGGAGUCAGACUCAUCACGCAAGCGAAAAACUGAGAGGCGGGUUCGCUUCAGAGAGCCGGAGAUCACUGUUCAUGACAUUCCAUACUAUGACUGUUUAGGAGUCUAUGACACUCCCCAAAGCCGUUUGCACCUGGCCCUGCUCACCUGCCUGUUCCUGCUUCUGUCUGCGCUGGGUCUGGCACUGUACUGCACGGACCGCCGGAGACCCCAGCGCGCCUGCGAAGAGCUGCAGACUGCACUGGCUGUGUACCUACUUCAGUUCAAACAGAUUGUUUGGGCCUGCUGGAUCUGGCUGACCAUGCAAUGACCAUAACUGACCACAGGGGGCAGCAACAGGCAGGGAAAAACCCCAUAAAAGGUCAGGAUGUUUUUUGAAGGACUGUGGAGGAAAUAAGAGCUAAAGAAUGGUCCUCUUGUUUUUUUAUUGCUUUAUUUUCACUGUUAUAAUCAGACUGGCCACCAGUCAAAUUUUCUGAGGAUGUUCAACAUCCCCCUCUUUGAUUUUGUGGUUGAUUAAAGGCCAUGUGCUUUUCACACCAUUAAGGUAUGGUGUGCCUUUUUGCCCUUUAUGGUGGCAUAGCUAAUGCCACAUCCUCAUUAUACUGAGCCGUGUAUAUUUAGAUCUCUGUAUGUAGCUGUUUUUUCUUGUAUAGCGGUUCUGGAUGAAAUGUUUUAAAGGAAUAGUUCACCAAAAAUAAACAUUUUCUAAACAUUUUCUCAUCCUCAGGUCAUCCAAUAUGUAAAUGAGUUUGUUUCUAUAUUGGAACAGAUUUGGAGAAAUUUAGCAUUCGAUAAAUGGCUCACCAGUGGAUCAUCUGUAGUAAAUGGGUGCCAUCAGAAAAAUGUCAUGAUUCAAAAGUAUUCCACCCGUUUUGUGAAGCAAAAAUGCAUUUGUGAGGAACAAAUCCAUCGUUAAGACGUUUUAAAACCCUUUUACUUGUGAAUUACUGUGAUGUUUUUAUCAGCUGUUUGGACUCUCAUUCUGACGGCACCCAUUCACUACAGAGUAUUCAUUAGUGAGCAAGUGAUGUAAUGCUAGAUAUCUCCAAAUCUGUUCCGAUGAAGAAACAAACUCAGUCUGAGUUUGAGUACAUUUUCAGUUCAUUUUUAUUUGUGGCUGAAUGUUUCCUUUAAAGCAUAUUUUGGUCCUUUUGCAAAGAAUACUUGUGCAGCAAUAUUAAUUAAAACCUUUAGCACUCAGAAUUAAACUAGACUGUUGAGAGAGAAAACAAAUGAAUGAAUUCCAUCCAUAGGUAGAGCCCGACUGAUAUUAAUAGGUCAGUAUUAUCAGUCAAAUAAGGCAUGCAAGACAUUGAAUACUUUUACAAGCCUCUAAUAAGCUAUAUGAAAAAGAGCCACAUGUAACGGUGAGUACAUGCAUAAUAUCAUGUGCAUUGUCACAAAUAGUGACAUUUUAGUGCAGAGAAAGCGUAGACACAUCGCAUGUGCUUAUAGAAUGAGUAAACGCAUGGCUGGAUCAUAUCCUGCUUUUGCUGUUCUUUGUGUUCAUUUGCUUUAUAUAAUAUUUACCUCAAAGUUUUCUCUCAAAAAUUUGGGGAUAUAAGUAGCAAUAUAAGGGCUCUCUGAUUUAAAGAGUGAAUUUAGGAAACUGCUGAAAUAAUUUUACUGUAUUACAAAAAUAAAGCCAGAAUUGAGUUGGAAA